AUGGCGCCGCGGAAAAGGCCGGCGAGUGCGAUGAGCACGAAUGCGCGGGCCACUUCCUCGACGGUUCCUCUCGUGGUUACUGGCAAUGAUGUGGAUGAACUAGCAGAGCGGUACAAGGUCGGCUCCUGGCGCCCGAGCGUUUCCUUGAUGGAAGCAAUGAAAACUGUGGUUUCUCGCAUGAAGAUGGUGCCUUCUGCCAUCCGAACAGAGGAACUGCGUGAGGAAGAGUUCUUCCCGGAGCCACUUCACAGAGGUCCUCCUACGCAGCUCUUAGAGAAUCUUUCGCAGCUGGGCUUGGCGAACUUGAACACGGAGGACAUGCAACUCUUUCACACGGUCGUAGAAUCCUAUCUUUAUGGGGAACGUUGGAGCUACCAUGAGAUCUAUCGAGCGACUCGUCAUCUCCUGAACACGGUCGGUGGUGGUGGACAGAAGCGAAUCAUCCCGGUCGAGACCUUCGCAAGGUCGUUCUGCUUCGUAGAUGUGAGCCAGCCGAUGCUGCGCGACCCGGUGCUGGAGGAUCACCAGGUUGAGCGCCCGGAGAACGUCAGUCAGAGGAGUUGGUCUAGACGUCAGUCAAGGCAGAUUGAGAAAGCAUUGCCGAGAGUGGAUUUAUGUGAAUCGGCAGAUCAAGUUGUUGCCUUUGCAGCUACAAUUCUGAAGCCAAUGAACUUGGAGACGUUUCUGCACUUGCACAUUUCCGACCGCGACGACCAGGAUCAAUUGUGCAUUCCUUUUGCACAGUUAGAAGCUACGGUUUGGCCACAAGCAGAUCACGAGCCGCUUCCUCGACAGACGGAAGAAGAGCUCCUGCUGCUGGAAACGGAACUGCACGACCGUCACCUUGAGGCGUUGUUUCGCGACGAGUUCGACAUUGAGCUUUCCACACCAGAAAGGCGUACCACUGCAUCGAGGAAGCGGACCUUUCAAGGCACGCUUAAGAACGCAUCACAUGGCGUUAUAAACUUGGACUAG
This is a messenger RNA of Symbiodinium sp. CCMP2592, 975 nucleotides long. NCBI's taxonomy places the organism in Eukaryota, Dinophyceae, Suessiales, Symbiodiniaceae. The record is from the annotation of a GenBank genome assembly.